This is a messenger RNA of Cuscuta epithymum, 1973 nucleotides long. The record is from the annotation of a GenBank genome assembly. NCBI's taxonomy places the organism in Eukaryota, Viridiplantae, Streptophyta, Magnoliopsida, Solanales, Convolvulaceae.
ACAAAGUGCGAGUCACUAUUCUAGCGACUUAUAGUAGCUGCUGCCUAUUCCAUUCCCACGACGACUCACUCUCAGCCGGCCAAAGUGGCAAACCCAAAACGACGGUAAAAGAAGUUAAAGUUACGGAUCAAUUCUUUCAAAUGACUUGAACAGCUAAGAACCGAAAUUCAGAAGUCUUUGCACUUAUAGAAUUUGUGUUCUUUCUUCUCCAUAAAACUUCUUCGUGGAGUGAUUUUCACUUCACUUUUGAGAUUACAUUUCCUUUUAUCCUUUUGAUCAAUUUCUUGUAUGAGAAGUCUAACCAUGCCUGGCCGGAGAGACAAAUCCGGCCAAUCCACUCGCGGAUCUCGAAUCGGGGCGGCGAUAGCUGUCGGAGUUCUGAUGGGUUGCAUCUUUGCUUUCUUCUACCCCAAUGGAUUCUUCCCAACCAAUGUCCCCCAGACCGAAAGUCGCAAACUCUCCAAACAUGAUCUUCAGGUUGACUCUUCCACAUGCGAAUCUCCUGAGCGGGUGAAUUUGUUGAAACUAGAUAUCAUGAAGUUGUCUAACAAGAACUCAGAGUUACAGAAGCAGGUGAGGGAGCUAACCAGUAAGUUGCGUUUGGCAGAGCAGCAAAAGGGGAACGUAGAUCAACAAAUUGUUGUGUUGGAUAAACCCCAAAAACCUGGUCCAUUUGGCACUGUCAAGAGUCUGAGAACCAACCCUCAUGUCAUUCCAGACGAAUCUGUCAACCCAAGACUGGCUAAGAUUUUGGCAGAAGUUGCUAUUGGGAAAGAGAUCAUAGUUGCACUGGCAAAUUCGAAUGUGAGAUCCAUGCUUGAAGUAUGGUUUACAAGCAUUAAAAAGGUUGGCAUAUCGAAUUAUCUAGUUGUGGCUUUAGAUGACCCGAUUCUGGACUUUUGCAAUGAAAACAAAGUCCCGGUUUACAAGCGGGACCCAGAUGAGAUGGUUGAUUCUGUAGGGAAAAUUGGGGGGAACCAUGCAGUGUCUGGAUUGAAGUUCAGAAUCUUGAGAGAGUUUCUACAGCUUGGAUAUAGUGUCCUCCUCUCUGAUGUUGACAUUGUUUAUUUACAGAAUCCUUUUGACCAUUUGUAUAGGGAUUGUGAUGUGGAGUCGAUGAGUGAUGGGCAUGACAACAUGACAGCUUAUGGAUACAAUGAUGUCUUCGAUGAACCUGGAAUGGGCUGGGCACGUUAUGCUCAUACGAUGCGGAUAUGGGUGUAUAAUUCUGGGUUCUUUUACAUAAGGCCAACCAUUCCUUCAAUCGAACUACUUGACCGAGUUGCUGAUCGGCUUGCCCGGCAGGCAAAAGCAUGGGACCAAGCGGUUUUCAAUGAGGAGUUGUUCUUCCCGUCACAUCCAGGGUAUGUUGGACUUCAUGCUUCUAGGAGGACCAUGGAUAUAUACCUUUUCAUGAAUAGUAAGGUCUUGUUCAAGACUGUGAGGAAAGAUUCUAAUCUCAAAAAGGUGAAGCCGGUUAUAAUUCAUAUAAAUUACCACCCCGAUAAACUUCCCAGAAUGCAAGCUGUUGUUGAGUUCUACGUUAAUGGGAAGCAAGAUGCUUUGGAUUCAUUCCCUGAAGGUUCUGAGUGGUAAAAAGUUCUUUGUUUUCUAUGGGACAUUCACUUGGUUUUUUUCCCAGAUCUGUUUUUUCUAUCCAUACUUGUAGCCUCGGGCAAGUUUCCUUCUGGGCUUCCAUGUGUAAGAUUACGUGUCAGAUGAAACAGCAUGUCAUGCUGCUCAACGCUGGAUGUGAAAUUCACCUUUGUUAUUAACCCUUGGUUUUCUUCUGAUUUAUUGUGACUUUUCAGUGAGUGAGUAGCAUAACUUUCUAAGGGAUAAAUGAGUUAGGGUGCUGACUGCUGAAAAAGUUUGUUCUUCACAGUACACUUAUAGCACAGGAUAAAUGAUUUCUUUUUUUUGGUACAACAGAAAUGACAUGAUAAGUUUUAUAAGCCCAUUGGAUUUUGAUU